GUCGACCUUAUGCGCUGUAAUGGAUAAAUUCGAGAAACCACAAUCGUAUCUUAGUUGGACAACCACUCAGGUCAUAUCUUGGCUUUCCGGUUUGGACGAUGCUCUCGAGCCGUAUCUAUCUGCAUUCAGUGCAAAAAAUAUAAGUGGAAAGUGGCUUAGCUCCCUGACUGCUGAUGUCUUGGACAAGUAUGGAGUUCACAAGAUUGGCCAUCAGAUGAUCAUAUUGGAGAAAGUCAAGCAACUGCAAUACCAAUUUUCAUCUUUUGAUAAUGAAACACUUCAGUCAGUUUUAUUGCGCGUCUCACGUUCGUGUACAUGCAUUGUUACUGCAAUAAAUUCUCUUAUGGCUAUAACUAAGAGACGAGAUGCUGAUAGUCCUUAUCCGGGGAUACUUUCAGAUAUUCAGGGAGCUGUUUCUUACAUUCUCAGUUGUAUACUGAAUCUAAUGUCUACGAUUGGAAAUGCUGCGUCCUGGCUAGAGCGACCCCCUUUCUCUCUUCUUCCCGAAAUGGUUGUAUUCCGACAAUUUCUUGUCGAGAAUGCUAUAAUUACCAAUAGGCUAUCUCAACAGGCUAUAAGUACUCAAUGCAAUGAACAUUUUAAGGAGAUAAUCGAUUAUAUUGAACCAAUGCGAAUCCGUGUCGAAGAUGUCCUGCAAAACUGUGGUGAUUCUAUCAUACUAACUCCAUGUGGCAUCGAAAUGGUACAAAUAAGAAAACUUGACUCUGCUGAUUUUGGGUUUAAUUUUCGGUCCACGAUAAACAAUAUUCACGUAAUUGUUUCUGUUCAGGAUGAGUCCCCAGCAUUUAGUACUGGAAAAGUUAACAAAGGAGAUGAAGUAAUCGAAGUAAAUGAACAAAUAGUUAUUGGUUGGCUUCACUAUCGCGUUGCUGAUUUAAUGCGGCAUUCUUCACAGCACAUCAGUUUGCGAUUGCGAAAGCGACCCUCUCAUUCUAACGAUUUUAUUGGUUUUCCAGGAGCUGGGCGGCGUCAUCGCCUAAUAGUCAACCAGAUACCACCUGCUGGGAGCCUAUCCCAGACGCGAGGUGCGUAUAUAUUUACAAGAAAUCCAAAACGUCGUCUGCCUCUUACUGGCCCACUUUCUGCGGAACCUUUGUCUGUUACUCAAGAAACCACCUCUGAUCAAACAUCUGUUUCCUCACCUACAUCAACAUCACCUGAAUCCCAGUCAAUAGUUAGUGUGUCUGGGUUGCUUUCCUCUUCCCCGAGAUCUUCUUUAUCUGUGCAUCAGGGUACAUCAAUAAAAAUAAAUGAUGAUCCUUGCAAUCUGGAAAAUCGUGCUCAUAUAUCUUUUAGACCGAAUUCCAGCAAUGAAUCCAUAAUUUACAAUAACUCGAGGCUUAUUGCUAGUACACCAAAUACUCCAUUAAUGACUUUACGAUCAAUGGACUCGGUGUGUUCUCAUUCUUCGCUAUCGUUUCCUCCCCAUCUCCCACCUGCGCAUCCUGGUACUACAACGUUUGACAACGGAAUAAACGAUGCUAGUGUGGUCUCAUCUGAUAUAACGUACUCAAAAAAAUACAAGUCUGUCAAUACUUCUCAUCAUAUUCGCUCAACUUCUUGUUCUUCAAACAAAUCUGUCUUUCCUCGUUUUUCCCUAACACAUCGACGCACAGCUUCUGGUGACCCAAAACUGAUGAAUAGUAUAUCUAGUGGCAAUGGGGAAGAUACGUUAUUUCAGAAAAAACCGAGUCCCUCUUCUUCGCUUCGCCAUGGUAGCAGUUCAUCUCCUAAGUUUCAUGCUCUUGAUAAACGUUAUAGAAACCUCCAUCGUUCUAGUCUUGAUGAUUUCAUGCUUUUUUUAAAACAUGGAUUGGGAUCAAGAAAACCAACUCGUCGUAUAUCCUGCAAAGAUCUUGGACAAGGAGAUUGCCAAGGUUGGCUUUGGUUGAAGAAAACCAACCCGCUUACCAGUAAAUAUGUGAAGCGAUGGUGUGUUUACAAAAACUCAACGUUCUAUUAUUACAGAAAUCCGGAAGUAAUGUUCUAACUUUUUUGUUAAAAAUAGGAAAAUAUUUAUUUCGCUUAUUUUAGGAUGAUUCAGCUGAAGGUUUAAUUCUGUUGCAUGGUUUCACAAUCACUCCUGCAGUCUCAGCAAAAUCGGGAAAAUUGUAAGUCGUUUCAAUUGCACCUGUUAAAAUUGUAGGAUGUGCUCAAUAUAGACUCCAUCGACUACAAAAAUUGUGGGAGACUACUACACGGUAUUUUCGCCUUAAGAUUCGCUAGUCGAUUGCUACAGUAUAUCGUCCCUGCUAGGUUUUAACACAAAUCCAUAGGCCUACUGAGCUCUCAGCUUAAAAAGCCGUUCAUAGUUAAUUAACGUACGAAGAAUAUAAUGGUUUAGUAUAGUAAUUAUAAGUUGAAGAGACAUUUAAGUAAAACAUUUUUUACACGAUGCAACAACCCUUGAAAAUCCCCGUUCCACUUUUUCGAAGAUGUAGAUUGAUGAUUCAAAAUCAUCAGUGCAACGUUCAUUUCAGUCAGGGUGUGUAGUCGAGAUAUUUCUCUAUAUGUUGGUUGGCUUGUAUGUAUGAUCAAAGCAUUAUGCAUUCCAGAUAUAGUUUAGUAAACGAAAACUCAGGUGCGGCAAACUGAUUUCUUUUUUUAUGCGAAAUCGGACAGUAGCUUUGUAAAGUACUGAAAUCAUACGUUGAAUACAUCUCUUGCACACCUUUUUUUUCAGUUGUCCCUUACAUCUUCUGAGUUAUUAUCGUAUUGCUAUCGUUUUCUCUUCUAGUCUUUUUAUUUCACUCCUGCUAGUAACAUUCUACGUCCAACUCCUACUACAUAAUGCUUAUAUCUGUCUAAAUAAGUAGUGCACACGACAAUACUACGUAAUCGUUUGAGGGUUAAAAAUUUAUUUACAUGUCUUGGAAAUUUCUUUUUAUUUAAACACUUUGAUUUCACCAUAACUAUCUAAUUACCUAUUGCCCUUAUUAUUAACACACAAACCGUAGUUUUAUGUGUUCCGAUCCCGACCAUUGCUUUUACCUACCGUGAUGAACGAAUAAAGCUAUACUGACUAGAACAACCGUUCCUCAAGGUUCUAUCAUGCCAAACAGGUCGAUUGAAGAACGGUAAGGAUAAAAGCGACAAACCCAAGGUCCGAGGACGAAGUCUUACUGCUGACUGUACGGAGGUGUAACGGCAGUAAGGUGUUUCCCUCAGACAACCAGCUGGACAGCGAUUAUGCCUUCCCACGAAGGAAGGGUCGGGUUAGAAAAGGCCGACCCUAAAAUGCACACCUCGCCUUAUCCCACGGAUAUCCAUCUCCAGCAGUAAAGUCUCAACAAGUGCGGAGCUAAUACAAAGGUCGUGUGUGACCAACCUCAAGCAGUUGUCCUUUAGGCACCAUGGUCCCGCUCUCAGGUCACUAAGACUGCCCCUAACCUAGUUUGCUUUUCAGGUACCUCAAGAAGAACCCUUCCACGAUGCGGGCGACCGAGAAGUGAUAACUGCCCUCAUACAUUUAACAGCACUCAAGAUCACUGGUGUCCCAAUUUCAUAGCUUUUAUCCUAGGUUUGCGGAAAUAACAACAUUUUUAAACGAAUAACUUGGGUUAGUUCAUUUGAACAGCUCUCAGUAAUGUCAUGGGGUUUUUCAUAUUUCAUUUAUGAUAGUGCAUUCUCAAUUUUCAAUGAUUGGGUUCGCUUUGUGUUCGCUUCUGAUUCUGAAAUCGACCGAUCAAAAUGGAUGAAUAAGUUAGGUCUAGCUUCAAUCGGUUUGUCUUCUACCAUACCAAAUUCUCGUAUUGGAGGUUUCAAUCCUGGUUAUGUGGUUUUAUGUGACUCGAAAAAUAACGAAAUUCACCCACUAAAAAUUUCCAAGGCGACAACACAUCUGGACUUCGAUCUCAGACAUUAUCAACUUCCAGAACUACAGAUUUCGCAGAAAACUCCAUAACAGUGGUGACUUCCCAGCCUGUGUCAACCCCUACAAAGCAUGCAGAACUACAUUUAGUUUCGUCACCAUCAUUUUCUACGUUUGAUUUGCGUUCGAAUUCUUUGCCAUCUGAACCCCGUGCUGUCCGCUCUAUAAUUUUUCCUCGUAAUAAUGCUCUACCACCCUCAGUUGGACAUUCAUCAUCUCCUGCUCACGCUAGAAUUAGGCUUCGUCAACCACUUGAAAUCCCUUCAGUAGCAUUCGGAUGCUAUAGUGAGAGUGAAGAUGAAAUAGACGAGGAUGUUGAAGCCGAAUGUGAUGUGGAUGACAACAUUGAUGACAACUGUAUCUCUGAGGGAGGUACACAACUUAAUCUUCGAAAUCGACCAGGAUCUGCAUCCCCAUCACAUGAACGAAGAUAUGUUAUUUUAAACAGUACAGAAGAAAAUGAAUGUUUACAAGAAUAUAAAAAGUUGAUUUCAUGUGAAAGUGAACUACAUGCGUCCGAUGUACAUGCUUCAAUACCUUUAUCACAUCCACUGAGAGCUGCACAUAUCAUUACGAAAAACCCCCAUUGUCCUGAUAAGCUUUUAGGUAUCGAAAAGAUUGUUAACGUAAGAAACAACGAAUCAGUCCCCGAAUGCAGUAAUAAGUGUUUCAAUAACUGACGCUGAAAGGUUUAUUUUUAAGUCACCAUAAUCAUCCUUGAUCAUUCGCUGUUGAAUUUAAUUUUGUCACUUUUUGAAUUUUACUUUAUUUUAAUUCAGACUUUAUCUUUUGUGAAAUAUCUCAUGCUAUGUAGU
This is a messenger RNA of Schistosoma spindalis, 4707 nucleotides long. The record is from the annotation of a GenBank genome assembly. NCBI's taxonomy places the organism in Eukaryota, Metazoa, Platyhelminthes, Trematoda, Strigeidida, Schistosomatidae.